Aspergillus nidulans FGSC A4 is the source of this 1483-nucleotide messenger RNA. Its product is annotated as protein vmaA. Gene Ontology annotation, molecular function: proton-transporting ATPase activity, rotational mechanism; ATP binding. The record is from RefSeq and is a predicted model, not a curated record. The coding region runs from base 242 to 1483 and encodes 413 amino acids. Gene Ontology annotation, cellular component: vacuolar membrane. The transcript is spliced from 5 exons. Gene Ontology annotation, biological process: ATP metabolic process; proton transmembrane transport. Lineage: Eukaryota; Fungi; Ascomycota; Eurotiomycetes; Eurotiales; Aspergillaceae.
ACUGAAAUCUCGCCCAUCGUUGCUUGACCUCAUAGCAAACCGUGGUGUUGUUGUCCAGUCCGAGCCUCCAGACCCGCCAUCACCGCCCAGGCCAGACGACCUGCCACCGCUCCCCGUUUCGCCCGCUCCCUCCACCUGCAGUGACAGCAUCAGCUCGAGCAACGAUACCUCUAACGAUACCUCCAUCCCGCAGCCCUUCUCUUCGUCCACCACCUCCAUUCAAUCUCCGGCUUUUCACACCAUGGCCCCCUCUGGAAAGGGCUCCUCGAGCUCUGAAGAUGCCCAGCUCGGUGCUGUCUUCUCCGUCUCCGGCCCCGUUGUGGUCGCCGAGAACAUGAUCGGAUGUGCCAUGUACGAGUUGUGCCGAGUCGGUCAUGAUCAGCUAGUCGGAGAGGUUAUUCGUAUUGAUGCGGAUAAGGCUACUAUCCAAGUCUACGAAGAAACAGCCGGUCUAACGGUCGGUGAUCCCGUCAUGCGAACUGGCAAGCCCUUAUCCGUCGAGCUCGGCCCCGGUUUGAUGGAAACGAUCUAUGACGGUAUUCAGCGACCCCUCAAAGCCAUUUCCGACGAAUCGGGUAGUAUUUAUAUUCCCCGCGGUAUUAAAGUCAAUGCGCUGGAUCGCAAGAAGAAAUGGGACUUCAAGCCCGGCAAGUACAAGGUCGGCGACCACAUUACAGGCGGUGAUAUUUGGGGUACCGUUUUCGAGAACAGCUUGUUGAACGACCACAAAAUCCUCCUUCCUCCCCGCGCAAAAGGUACGAUCACCCGGAUAGCGGAAGCCGGUAGCUACACUGUUGAAGAACAACUGCUGGAGAUUGAAUUCAACGGUGUCAAGACCACACAUGGGAUGAUGCACACCUGGCCUGUCCGUGUCCCCAGGCCGGUCAACGAGAAGCAGUCCGCCGACUCGCCGUUCAUUGUUGGCCAGCGUGUGCUAGACUCUCUAUUCCCUAGUGUUUUGGGCGGUACCGUCUGCAUUCCCGGUGCCUUUGGUUGCGGCAAGACUGUCAUCUCUCAAAGUGUGUCCAAAUUCUCGAACAGUGAUGUCAUUGUCUAUGUCGGAUGUGGUGAGCGUGGUAAUGAGAUGGCUGAAGUGUUGAUGGAUUUCCCAGAGCUCAGCAUCGACAUUGGUGGCCGCAAGGAGCCUAUCAUGAAACGUACAUGCCUGAUCGCCAACACCUCUAACAUGCCUGUUGCUGCCCGUGAAGCGUCCAUUUACACCGGCAUCACCAUUGCGGAGUACUUUCGUGACCAGGGCAAGAACGUGGCCAUGAUGGCAGACUCUAGUUCCCGAUGGGCCGAGGCUCUGCGUGAGCUUUCUGGUCGUCUAGGAGAGAUGCCGGCUGACCAAGGUUUCCCUGCCUACCUUGGCGCCAAGCUCGCCUCUUUCUACGAACGCGCUGGUAAGAGUACUGCUCUGGGAAGCCCCGAGCGAGAGGGAAGUGUUAGCAUCGUCGCCGCCGUCAGUCCGCCCGUACGAUGA